CUGGAGGAGGAACAGGAAGUGACAUAAGGGCUGGAGGAGGAACAGGAAGUGACAUAAGGGCUGGAGGAGAGGUAGACUUCACAGGCAGUGGUGGGAAUGCUGGGAAAGAAAUCCAAAGAGAGAAAGAAGGACAAAAGAGAAGAGGAAAACAAAAAAGGUUGAGAGUGAAGAGUGAGAUGGAGGAUGGCGGUGACAUCAUGAACGAGAAGAGGAGCAGUCUUGAAGAGUUGGUUGUUCUCAAAGUGGAGGAUCCUCUUCAAGGUGAAGGAACCCAGUCUCCCGCCAGUUCUGAGUCCCCAGGGGGAGCUGACCUCCAGGUGUAUCUCCUUGAGGAUCAUGACAACUUAUGUAACGGGAUUUUCUGCUGUGAUGCCACAAGUGUCAAGAAUGUGCUGAAGAUGGAAAUCCCCACAUCCCUUAAUGAGUCUACUGCUCAGUCUACUGCUGUGGCUGCCGACAGUCAGCUAAGUGACGGAGUGAAACGUAACAGAAGUCGCUCCUCUCUGCCGGCCUUUUACCCCCAAACAAAGAUCAGUCAAGACGCUCUAGCUGAGGUCAAGGUAGCCUUAACUAAAAUGGAAGGUUUACCAGACAGUGGAUGGGUCCUUCUGGAUCCCGUGACGGGUCAUUUUUGUGUCAAAGCUGACCUGGACUCAGUGACGGCUGUAAUGGGAAGAGAGGGACGAGGUGACGCUCCUGAUGGACCCGGUGCCGACCUGGGCGUGAGCUGCACACAAUCUGUGGGGAUGGGUGUCCAAAUGACCACAAACAGCAACACACAAACGGAAGCUCAAAUAACGGUCACCAUGAGUGAUGACGAGGUUAAUCUGAACUCCACAGCUGCUGAUGGUGUGGAGCCAAACAGAGUUCUCACAAGAAGCAGCAAAGCUAAUCGAGCCAACAGCAGCAGUGCAAAAACCACUGAAACAAAUGAUGUUCACAGUCAGAGAGGAUGCACUACUAGAAGCAAUGGGAAUAGAGUAGCACCUAGAAUUGAUGAAUGUGUUGAAAAAAGUGCCAAUACAGCGAGUUGCCCUAGUGGUCCACCAGCACCAAUGAGAGCGGUUCAUACUGACAGUCUUAGUGAUCCACCAAUGAGAGCGGUUCAUACUGACAGUCUUAGUGAUCCACCAAUAAGAGAGGUUCAUACUGACCGUGGGAAAGGUAAUGACAGACUGUCCAAAGAAGCAUGUCAGGAUAUCAGUGGUAAAGUCCAACAGGCAAAAGCCAAAAAGGACCACACCAUCAAUGUCCAGGCCAGUGAAGCCAGCACUAGCAACAACAGUCCUGUUGAAAGUGAUCAAGCCAACUUCAGCGCCGUUGAAAAGGAUCGUAAACACUGUCCCUUCAUUGAGGCUAAGGUCUACAGGGCAGGACACUUCAUUAUCAGCCAAGGCAGUUUGACCAAUAGAAAAAAAGAGGUCACCAAGAAAAGCAAUGGGCAGAUUUACACAGCUAGAGUGGAAGUAUGUGAUACUAGUGAACAAGGUUUCAAAGUAAAAGAGGAACAUCAAGGCAAGCAAACAGUCUUUCAAUGUCAGCACUGUGCCAAGACGUUCCCCACCUUAAAAAGCAUGCAAAAGCAUUGGAAAUAUCACUCUCCAAACAAAACGCACAUUUGCUCUCAUUGUGGGAAGGGGUAUGUAUAUAAAUGUCAUCUGAAAAUCCAUAUGCAGUCGCACACGAGAGAGAGGCCACAUCAGUGCAAACAGUGUGGGAAGAGGUUCAUAUACCGCUCCAAUCUGAAGUCUCACCUGGUGUAUCACACUGGAGAAAAGCCACAUGUCUGCCUGCAGUGUGGAAUGGCCUUCAGUCGUCACGGCUAUCUGAUCAACCAUGUCACCAUCCACUCUGGCCUGAGACCUUACGGCUGCUUGGAUUGUGGAAAGAAGUUUACCACAAAAGGAGGUUUGAAAAGGCACGAGGGGAUUCAUCUAAAAAAGAAAACAAAUGGUUGAUUUAAAGGCUGUGGUUCUCAGACUUUUCUGUCAUUCCCCACAUUGAACAAGGGGGCCUUUUCAAGCCCCACCUGUCCCUCAUCGCUCCUUCUCUGCGCCCCACCUGUCCCUCAUCGCUCCUUUUCUGCGCCCCAGCAGUUGGGCUGGCCCCACACUUUGAGAAACGCUGAUUUAAGGUCAAAUAAGCAGUGAUUUUAAAGGUGCACUGUGUAGGGUUUAGAGACAUCUAGUGGUGAGAUUGCAGCCAUCUGAAUACCCCUCCUUUUUCAAGUGUUUGUAUGAUAAC
Clupea harengus (Atlantic herring) is the source of this 2244-nucleotide messenger RNA. RefSeq names its product zinc finger protein 415-like. The record is from RefSeq and is a predicted model, not a curated record. The transcript has 4 exons. Gene Ontology annotation, cellular component: nucleus. Gene Ontology annotation, biological process: regulation of gene expression. Bases 177 to 1958 code for a protein of 593 amino acids. NCBI's taxonomy places the organism in Eukaryota, Metazoa, Chordata, Actinopteri, Clupeiformes, Clupeidae.